AUAAGAAAUAACGAUCUGCGCCACAAGAACCUUGAUCUCAGACUCCCUCUUCUCCCAGCCUUCUAAAAGAGAUAAACAUUCAGGACCCCUAUUAUCAAUCUUUUUGAUACUGAUACAUCCUCAAUCUCAUCUCAACGGGAACCACCACGGUCACAUCCACCACCAUCACCAUCAACCUCCACCUCACCAUCAAACUCGGCUUCACCACCCAACACCAACUACUAAAAGAUGCUCACAACAACACUCACCACCGCCCUUGCGGCCCUCCUCCUCCCGUUCUCCUCAGCUUCCCCCAUCGCCGUCCGCCAGGAUAAUACAACUACCACAACUCCACCAACAAACCAAACCUCCUGCGGCGCCACCUCCUUCGGGAACUUCUCCUGGGCCCUCUCCGCCUUUGACUACCACGCCUCCUAUAUCUACACCAACCCCGCCCACCAAAACUCCUGGGGCUACGUCAACUUCAAUUUGACCAACCCAGCCAUCGGGCCCUCGGUCACCACCGUCUGCAGCGCUUCAAGCAACCAGCUCAACGAUUUCUUCUACGGGACCGUACAGUACACGUGCAUCAACACGCCGGCGGGCGUCAAGAGUGACGUGGGCAAGACGAAGUUUGAUUUCAACCGGCCGACGGGGGAGUUGAGGUUCAACCAGAGCUGGACUUGCCGGGAUGGGGAUCCCAAAUAUCCUACUACGUUCACUGGAUAUGCGGCUGUCAAACUCCAUUUGAACUGCACCGAGGCGAGGUGGCAGAACCGUAGCUGGAAGCAGGGCCAGAUUUACUCGACGAGGGAUGUGAGGUGCUCGCCUGUCAAUUUGAGUGUUGACCCCAAGGAGAUGACUGCUAUGGCCUAGUCAUCUGUCGGACCAAAGGCAGAUGUGUGGUUUCGGUAUUUUCUGUGAGUGUACCGGUUGUGAGAGUGGCCGGUGGAUGUGAUGAACGGGCGUCUUUUACAGCAUGCAUAUGGUUUAUGACAGGUUAUGAGAAUCAUAAGAUGGCGGGAUUAUAGGUAGAAUACAUAGAGGUAGUGCUUAAUGGUAACGCUAGGGAGGAGGCAUUCAAAAUUUUCAUUUCAUCACGCAAAUCUGAUCUCUAUUA
Molecule: messenger RNA, 1099 nt
Organism: Neurospora tetrasperma FGSC 2508
Lineage: Eukaryota; Fungi; Ascomycota; Sordariomycetes; Sordariales; Sordariaceae
Exons: 2
Coding region: 229-855 (208 amino acids)
Source: RefSeq, a predicted model, not a curated record